CGCCACCAUCAACAUAACAUCCACCCGCCCGACGCGCUCGCCAAACCGAGCACCUAAACGCAGCAGCGCCGCCGUUCGAGUUUCCAUCCGCGGACCUCCCGCGACCGCCGUCGGCGACCCCUGAACUCUUACCCGCACAAGUUAACAGACAGUAGCCAAAAUGCCGCCCCCCAAGGCAAAGCACUCGAAGAUGGUGACGCUGCUGCACUACCGUCUCAAGGUGACGCUCAACGACGGCCGCCAGCUCGUGGGCCAGAUGCUGGCAUACGACAAGCACAUGAACUUUGUCCUGGCCGAGUGCGAGGAGUUUAGGACGGUCAAGGGGAAGAAGACAAAGGACACGCCGGCUGGCGAGCCCACGCCCACAGUACAGCAGAAGCGCACCCUCGGCCUCGUCAUUCUGCGCGGCGAGACGAUCGUGUCCGUGUCCGUUGAAGGCCCGCCCCCCGCCACCUCGGACGGGCCGGGCAUCGCUGCGGGACCCGGCCGCGGCGUGCCCGCCGGCCGUGGGAUGCCGCUCGGCGCUGGCGCCGGCGCGCCCGCGAUGGCCGCCCGGCCCAUGCCAUAUGCCCGCCCACCACCGGGCUUCCCACCCGGCAUGGCGCCGCCGCCGGGGAUGCCGCCUGGGUUCCCGCAGGGCAUGCCUCCUGGGUAAGUCGCGCGCGCGAUGCCGUGGGUGGUGGGGCGGAGGGACGAGGAGAGAGAGAAGGUGGAAGGCGAACAGAGUGGGCCGGCAGGCGGGCAGAUCAACGAGCGGCGAGCUGAGCGCGGGUACAGCAGAGGAGCGGGCGCUAUGACUACCUACGAGCCAUGGACCGCAGCUGACAGCAGAAUGCCGCCUGGAUUCCGCCCGCCCGGAGGACCUCCUGGAUUCCCUCCUGGGUAAGUGCGGCGCGCGCUGCUGGCGUCCGCCGUAUCAUACUGACGACAGAUUCCCGCCCCGUCC
Molecule: messenger RNA, 946 nt
Organism: Cutaneotrichosporon oleaginosum
Lineage: Eukaryota; Fungi; Basidiomycota; Tremellomycetes; Trichosporonales; Trichosporonaceae
Biological process (GO): mRNA splicing, via spliceosome
Cellular component (GO): U1 snRNP; catalytic step 2 spliceosome; U4 snRNP
Molecular function (GO): RNA binding
Source: RefSeq, a predicted model, not a curated record